CCAAGAUUGGCUUGUCGGUGGUCUAGUUUACAUAUACAGGAGAAAUGGGUUUCCUCCCAACAGCUUGUUUCUUUCUGGUAGUGCCUAAACCUGGGACCUAUGGUUCUAUUUCUGGGGGAGAAUCUGGUUUUAUGAAAGAUCUCCAUUCUUAUCUCUGAAUUUAAAGCAGCCAUUUAUGACAAAUUAGCCAUUGUUAAUAGUGGAAGGUGGGAGUUUUCUUGUGGAAAAGAUGAUUCAGUUGUUGUUCUUGGUUCUAUUUGGUGAGGGCAUGGUGGCAUUUCUUCUAAUGGUGAAGAUUGGGCUACUGAGAGAGCUGGUGAUGCAGGGUUUGGAUCAGGUGAAGGUUCUCUGGAGGACACACUUGCUAGAGGCUUCUCUCGUGGGUUUCUCUCUGUUUCUUGGAUUUUUAAUUGAUCGCAUGCACCAUUAUCUUAGAAAAUUGGUUGAGUUGAGAACUACUAUGGGAACUUCAAGAAAGGAAGUUGAAAGGCUUGAGAAAGAAAAACUGCAUCUGAGAGAAAACGAAGGGAAAGCCAACGAGAACAUAAAGAAGUUGCAGAAAAAUUUUUCUAAUUUAGCAGACAAUUUAAAGAAGCUUAAGUUGGAGUCCACAGAAAGGGACAAACAGGUUGAAACUGCUGAAGCUCAUGUUGCUGCCCUCCAGAAACAAGCCGCCGAUCUACUACUAGAAUAUGACCGUUUGUUAGAAGACAACCAAAACCUUCAGACCCAAGCUCUAGGAUAUAGAAGCUGA
Ilex paraguariensis (yerba mate) is the source of this 754-nucleotide messenger RNA. The record is from the annotation of a GenBank genome assembly. NCBI's taxonomy places the organism in Eukaryota, Viridiplantae, Streptophyta, Magnoliopsida, Aquifoliales, Aquifoliaceae.